UGUGGAUUUCUGUAAGAAGUUCAAGUCUUCUGACAACACUCCCUCCGUGAUUUUGGUGACUACUGUUUACCCCAAACGUUUAGGAGGCACACUUGCUCUCACAUCCAUGACCUCUUCACGGGUCUUUUUAGACUACGAUGUCCAACCAACUAAGGAGUAUAUCGGCUGGUUGGGAAGAAAUCCAGAUAUUGCCAAACAGGUCAAUGCAGAUGUGGUUACAAAAACUGAGACAUUGACUAUUGGAGAAAUAUUCUCCUACAUGAAGCAGGAAGCGGUGAAGGAUGCUUUCUUUGUGUGCACUGCGACAAUCGAUGAUGUUGUCCACGACUCUCCUUGGUAUUAUAUAGCAUGUGGUGGGUGCAAAACAAAGGCAACCAAAGGGCCAACCUCCCUUAUGUGCGCGAAAUGUGGCAAGAACGAUGUUGCCGGUGAACCACAGUACCUAGCUAAGAUUUCUGUUUAUUAUAAGAGUGAUGAGGCUAUUUUUGUUCUCCUUGGCGAUGCGGGUCGUGAGCUAACAGGGAAGCAUGCGUCGGAGUUGGUUAGCAAUUAUUUUGAGGCCAAUGGAAAUAAAGAAAAUGGAUUCGAGGUGCCCGUUCCACAAGCUCUGCUCAACACCAUAGGGCAAACAUACAAGUUCAAUGUAAAGGUGACUGAGCACAAUUUAUCAGGCAGAACGCGGGUAAUAACCGUGACGAAGGUCAUGUCCCCAUCUGCUCCACCAUCUACACAAGAUCCAGUUGCAGAUCAAUUUAGUGGCUCUCGUAAUGGAACACUUGCGACUGGGGAUGACAUUAUUGAGCCAUCCAAAAGCCCUCAAGAUUCUGCAGAGGUAGGGCGGAAAAGGAUGGGUGAUGGUGUUGAGAUAGGCAACGCUAAACGUUCUAAAGAUGGGAACUAA
Brassica oleracea var. oleracea is the source of this 901-nucleotide messenger RNA. RefSeq lists its product as uncharacterized. Lineage: Eukaryota; Viridiplantae; Streptophyta; Magnoliopsida; Brassicales; Brassicaceae. Gene Ontology annotation, biological process: DNA repair; DNA recombination; DNA replication. The transcript has 6 exons. Gene Ontology annotation, molecular function: DNA binding. Bases 107 to 901 code for a protein of 264 amino acids. The record is from RefSeq and is a predicted model, not a curated record. Gene Ontology annotation, cellular component: nucleus.